Plasmodium cynomolgi strain B is the source of this 1026-nucleotide messenger RNA. Its product is annotated as probable protein arginine N-methyltransferase. The transcript has 2 exons. The record is from RefSeq and is a predicted model, not a curated record. Gene Ontology annotation, biological process: peptidyl-arginine methylation. Gene Ontology annotation, molecular function: protein-arginine N-methyltransferase activity. Gene Ontology annotation, cellular component: nucleus. The coding region runs from base 1 to 1026 and encodes 341 amino acids. NCBI's taxonomy places the organism in Eukaryota, Apicomplexa, Aconoidasida, Haemosporida, Plasmodiidae.
AUGAACCAGGGCAAGUUCGAAAUGAGGGAAGGUGUGUACAACGAAAAGGGAGGAGGCAAGGGGAACAACUGGGAAAAGGAACCCAAGGGAUUUAACGCAGAGGAGUUGCAAAACUUUUUCAGCACUUGGAGAAAAUUCUACAAGGAAAAAACAAACGAAUUAGGAGAGAGAAAAAACUUCCUGGUAUUUGACAAGGAGAAGGAUCUGGACAGCGGAAACACUGAGUACUUUAACUCGUACAACUAUAUCCAUAUACAUGAGGACAUGAUAAAGGAUGAAGUGAGGACAAGGACUUACUAUGAUGCUAUUAGAAAGAAUGAGCAUUUGAUAAAGGACAAAAUUGUGUUAGACGUGGGAUGCGGAACGGGAAUCCUCUCCUUCUUUGCUGCCAUGUCGGGGGCAAAGCAUGUGUACAGUAUCGAAAAAAGUAACAUCAUCUAUACGGCGGUAAAAAUCAGAGACGAAAAUAAUUUAACGGACAAAAUAACCUUCUUGAAGGGAUUGGCGGAGGAAAUCGAGCUGCCCGUGGACAAAGUGGACAUCAUAAUAUCAGAGUGGAUGGGUUACUGUCUGUUGUACGAAAAUAUGUUGGACACGGUUCUUUACUGUAGAGACAAAUGGCUAAGGGAGGGAGGACUGCUCUUUCCCGAUAAGGCAUACAUGUACAUGGCUGGCAUUGAAGAUAGUUUAUAUAGGGAAGAAAAAUUUGACUUUUGGAGAAAUUGUUACGACCUAAAUUACACUUCAGUGUUGCCAAUAUUGAAGGAAGAAGUCGUUAUCGAUUAUGUAGACAAGAAUUUCAUCAUCAGCUUCACCACCGGGCCGUACGGGGGACACACACAUUGGAAGCAGAUCGUGCUGUAUACCGACCACGUGCUCACUGUGGAGAAGCAUGAGGUGCUGCGCGGCAUGUUUGCUCUCAGGAAAAACGCCAAGAAUAAGAGACACAUCGACAUGAAGCUACACUACGUCUUCGAAGGCGCCCACACGCGCGCGCGCGCCACGCAGUUCUUCAACAUAAGCUGA